Gastrolobium bilobum is the source of this 2614-nucleotide messenger RNA. RefSeq names its product phosphatidylserine decarboxylase proenzyme 3-like. NCBI's taxonomy places the organism in Eukaryota, Viridiplantae, Streptophyta, Magnoliopsida, Fabales, Fabaceae. Bases 189 to 2099 code for a protein of 636 amino acids. Gene Ontology annotation, molecular function: phosphatidylserine decarboxylase activity; calcium ion binding. The transcript is spliced from 21 exons. Gene Ontology annotation, biological process: phospholipid biosynthetic process. The record is from RefSeq and is a predicted model, not a curated record.
ACUCGAAUUUUGGGAACCAAAAAGGAGUUUUGUUUUUGUCAGCGGCAGCACGCGCUUACCACUUUUGACCCCCCGAGUGGCGAGUUAACUCAACAGUAUAUUCAACUUCUGCUUCUUCCCUCUGCGGAAAUACAGAGAGUGUGCGUGUCUCAGUCGAGUCAAGUCGCAUCGGUGAGUGAGGAUGGGUCAUGAACACUCCAAAUUGUCUUCUUCAGAACCGAAAAGAUCGCGUCGUGCUCGGUUCAAAGAGCGUCUUCGCCUUGGCCAUUAUCUUCACCGCAAAACCGGUAACGGCUCUGCUUCCUCUUCCUCUUCCGCUUCAGCUCGCAAACCUCUCUCCGCUGAUAACUUCGCCGGAAUUGCUCUCCUCACACUCCUUCGCGUGCGCGGAGAUGAAGUUCAAGGAUAAAUGGAUCGCAUGCCUUUCUCUUGGAGAACAGACUUUCCGCACAAAGACCUCUGACCAGACAGACAAACCAGUUUGGAAUUCCGAAAAGAAACUUCUUUUGGAACAGAACGGGCCUCAUGUUGCAAGAAUUUCUGUCUUCGAGACCAACAAACUGUCCAGCAAUACUCUUGUUGGAUACUGUGAGGUUGAUCUGUUUGAAUUUCUGACCCAGGAUUCUGAUUCUGACAUUGAGAUAUUCGACCUUUUAGAUCCAUCAAUGCCUGGAGAAGUGGUUGGCAACAUUUCCAUUUCAUGCUCGGUAGAGGAUCCUAUUGAAAUGGAGAAAAGCUUUGUCAGACGCAUUUUAUCUAUAGUGGACUACAAUGAAGAUGGAACGCUUUCACUUUCUGAAUUUUCUGACCUAAUUGAUGCUUUUGGCAAUCAAGUAGCAACCAGCAAGAAAGAGGAGCUGUUCAAAGCAGCUGACAAGAAUGGAGAUGGUGUUGUGAGCAUGGAUGAGUUGGCUGCCCUUCUUGCUUUUCAACAAGAAAAGGAACCGUUAAUGAAUUGCUGUCCUGUUUGUGGUGAGGUUCUUCAGAUUUCUGACCAGUUGAACAGCAUGAUCCACUUAACUCUUUGUUUUGACGAAGGGACUGGAAAUCAGGUGAUGACUGGAGGAUUCUUAACAGAUAAGGAAGCUUCGUAUGGGUGGUUCUUCAAAUUGAGUGAAUGGGCCCAUUUCUCAUCCUAUGAUGUUGGUAUUCGAUCUGGAUCAAGUGCUUCCCAUAUUCUGGUAUAUGAUCGGAAGUCUCAAAGGCUUGUCGAAGAACUAAUUGACAAAAAGAUUGUUUUAUCGAUGAGAGCUAUUUAUCAGUCAAAAAUAGGUCUUGGCCUAAUGGACGUAGGAGUGAAGGAGCUGUUGCAAAGCAUUUCUGAAAAGCAGGGAGCACGAAUGGAUUCACCUGAAUCGUCUGCAGAUAUACUGAAAUUUGUUGAAUCUUUUGAGGGUCAAAUCAAUUUGGCUGAGGUCAAGUAUCCUCUGGAACACUUCAAGACAUUCAAUGAAUUUUUCAUUAGAGAGUUAAAGCCUGGUUCAAGACCAAUUGCAUUUGCUGAACGUGAUGACGUAGCUGUAUGUGCUGCUGAUUGCCGUUUAAUGGCAUUUAAAUCAGUUGAUGAUUGUUCAAGAUUUUGGAUUAAGGGUCGAAAGUUUUCAAUUCAAGGUCUUUUGGGGAAUGAAAUGUGUUCAAGUGCUUUUGUUGAUGGAACAAUGGUGAUUUUCCGUUUGGCACCACAGGAUUAUCACCGUUUCCAUUUUCCAGUAUCAGGAAUCAUUGAGCAAUUUGUAAAUAUCCCUGGAUGUUUAUAUACAGUCAAUCCCAUUGCUGUAAAUAGCAAGUACUGUAAUGUCUUCACGGAGAAUAAGCGAGUUGUUUCAAUGAUUUCAACUGUAAAUUUUGGAAAGGUGGCAUUUGUUGCAAUAGGAGCUACAAUGGUUGGUAGCAUUACUUUUACAAAGCAAAAGGGUGACCAUGUCAAGAAGGGCGAUGAGUUUGGAUAUUUCUCAUUUGGUGGAAGCACUGUAAUUUGUGUUUUUGAAAAGAAUUCAAUUGCAAUAGAUGAAGAUCUUCUAGCAAAUAGCACCAGAUCACUGGAGACCUUGGUUUCCGUAGGGAUGAGAUUGGGCGUCUCCACGAAGAAAUCGUCUUGAUAUUGGGUUUUGAAAUGUUGAAAAUGUGUACUAUUUUACUCAAACCAUGACAUGGUUGGCUAUUCAUGGCUGAUGUUUUCCGAAUUUGUAAAGUACACAUUUUACAACCUCAUUCAAAGGCGGUACUCUGGCUACUCCAUGUUAGAACUAUCCACUGUUUGAUCUGUAUGGAGCAAUCUGGAAUAUGAUACGCCUUAUAGAAAUGCAGUCUUCAUAAGUAGAGUAAUAGCUUGAACAAAUUUAUACUUCCACCCCUCAAUGAUGCAUGAGCAUGUUUUCACGAGUUAUUAGUAACAGCACUAUAACUACUUUUUUGAAUGAUUUAUAAUUUUAGAGUGUGAAUUUACCAUUGGCAUGGGGUGUCAUAGUGAAAGCAAGUUAGCAUAUUUUAGAGAUAGGACGUAUGCUCAAUUAUUGGUAAAUUAUGAAGGGAGAGGGCUAUAUGUAUAUCAUUUGUUUUCGACCUGAAGGGAGUUUAGAUCCCAGAACGAGCUAUAUUCACCUAUUGCAUAAUU